Molecule: messenger RNA, 1228 nt
Organism: Desarmillaria tabescens
Lineage: Eukaryota; Fungi; Basidiomycota; Agaricomycetes; Agaricales; Physalacriaceae
Product: S-adenosyl-L-methionine dependent methyltransferase
Exons: 10
Biological process (GO): rRNA base methylation
Cellular component (GO): nucleus
Molecular function (GO): 23S rRNA (adenine(1618)-N(6))-methyltransferase activity
Source: RefSeq, a predicted model, not a curated record
AUGCACGACCGGAACAUUUACCGCCGAGCGACAGACUUCGUCGAGCUAGCCAAGGCAUAUCCCGAUCUUGAGAAUCAAAUCUCAGAGGUCGAGAAAACAUCUCAUAUAUCUUCAUCAGUCACGAAUUUGACGCGUCCUAGAUGUCUAACAAAAGCUUUAUUAUACCGGGACUUUGGCGUUGACGUCGUGUUGCCUGAGGAUCGCCUAUGUCCUCCAGUAUUGAUUGGACGUAGAUUGAACUAUGUACUCUGGAUACAAGACAUUAUGCGGGAACAUCCGUCCUCGAGCGUGUGUGGGGUUGAUAUAGGAACAGGCGCAUCUGCAAUCUACCCUCUGCUUGCAUGUAAACUUGAACUGGACUGGUCGUUCGUGGCUACUGGCGAGUCAAAGCUCGAUGACGCGUCUUUCCAACUAGCCGACUCCAACAUCGCGAGAAAUCAUCUUGGCCAUCGGAUACGCGUGCUUCAAGCGCAUCCCGAUCAGCCCAUUCUUUUCCCGCUGAAGACGUACCCCGAUGAAUCGUUCUCCUUCACGAUGUGUAAUCCACCCUUUUACGCAUCCUUGGAUGAAGUAAUGCUGUCGGCAGAAGGGAAAGCUAUGGAUCCAAAUGCUGUUUGUACUGGUGCGCCUAUUGAGAUGGUAACUUCUGGCGGCGAGGCGUCAUUCGUGUGUCAGAUGGUGAGGGAGAGCAAGCAGCUAGGCGCACGUUGCAGAUGGUAUACUUCAAUGCUGGGAAAGAUGUCCUCUCUGAAAGAAGUCGUUGAAUUGUUAAGAGAACUUUCGAUUGAGAACUACGCUAUCACCGAGUUUGUCCAAGGACAAACCAGAAGAUGGGCAAUCGGAUGGUCAUUCACUGACGAACGGCUCCCUGACUCAAUGUCUCGUAUACCUAACUUAGCUCUACGCUCUCUUAUGCCACCACACAAUACCAUCCAACAAUCAGUUCCUGAAGACAAAGUAGUCGAUAUCCACGACGUUCUCCUAGCCAUCAGUGGCUUGGAGACAGAGUUAUGCGAUGAGUAUGUGCUCGUGAGGGCCAAGGAGGAUACUUGGUCAAGGAGCGCGAGAAGGAAAAGGAAGCGUGACGUCGUUCCUCUUCCUUUGGCCUGCAAGAUGGUGUGUACCAUCAAAGUUUUUACAGGCGGAGUUGAGUUUCAAUGGGUAAGGGGAGCUGGAUUGGAAAGAGGGUUGUUUGAUAGUUUCUGUAGUCAUGUUUGUCGGAAAAUCC